CUUUCAUACAACUACACAAUGGUUAUACGGUAAAUGAAAACAUAAAAUGCUCGAGGAUUAAAAAUAUAAAUAAAACCUUUAUUCUUCUAUAAUAUAAUAACGUAAAUUGUUUAAAAAAAUUACUCAAUCAUGACUUCAUUAGAGCUACUAUUUCUAUCUACGUGUACUCCCUCUUUAAAAGAACUUACCAGUAAGGGAGCUGAACAGAAAAUUUGCGCGGGAAUUUUAUCAAAUAAUGUUUCACUGUAACUGCGGCAUAGCAGUAGCGUGUAAUCAUAUUAAAUAUAAAUACGAUAUUUUUAGCAAAUCUGUGUUUCUACUAAUAAAAAUGACUACUUCUGCUUGCAAAUUGUACAAGAGACCAUUUACAGUAUGCAUAGAGGGCAAUAUAGGAAGUGGUAAGACAACAUUCUUAAGUCAUUUUAAACAAUUUACCAAUACAACCGUUUUACAAGAACCAGUAGAACUUUGGCGAAAUGUUGCUGGAACAAAUUUAUUGGAAUUAAUGUACACAAAUCCUAGGCGCUAUAGUUUCUUAUUCCAAUCCUAUGUACAAUUAACAAUGCUGCAACUUCAUACUUACGAAUCUGCAAUGCCUUAUAAAAUUAUGGAAAGAUCAGUAUUUAGCUCCAGGUGCUUUAUAGAAAUUAUGAAACGUUCUAAACUAUUACAAGAGGUGGAAAUAAUGGUCUUAGAAGAUUGGCAUGACUGGUAUAUACAGAAUGUUAAUAUAGUAACGGAUUUAAUAAUUUAUUUGAGGACAUCGCCGGAUGUUGUAUAUCAGAGAAUGAAAACAAGAGCGAGGAAAGAAGAAAAUUGUGUAUCAUUAGAAUAUUUACAGCAAGUUCAUAAUAUUCAUGAUGAGUGGCUCUAUCAUCAGACACUAUUUAGCGUACCAGCACCAGUUCUAAUAAUAGAUGGAAAUAAAAGUUUACCAGAAAUGGUCACACAAUUUGAAAAUUGCAAAGACUUAAUUUUUGGUAAAAAAGGGGAAAAGAAGAAUUAGGAAAGAAAGACAAAUAUGUUACAAAUGUAUGUAUGUAUUACUUGAAAAUAUUUUUUGUUUUUUAUUUAUAUUACUUAUUUGAAUUGCUUAUAUAUAUUAAUUGUACAUUAAUCGCACAUACUUUCUAUUUGUACAUAUACUAGAAAUAUAAUAUAAUCAUUUUAAGUAUACCUGUAUGUACAAAAAGUGAGAGAGAAAGGGAAAGUGGUUUUAUUAUGUCAAUCGUUUUAUAAUGAUUGCAUAAUAUGACAUAAUUGUACAUUUAAUAUAUAUAUAUAUAUAUAUAUAUAUAGUAAAUAAUUGCAUUUAAGAAAAAGAUGGAUUUCUGAACACUAAGCAGUGAAAGGUUAUACAUAGUUGCUAAUACAAAACUGCAGUUAUCUUAAGCAAAGCAGCAAUCGGUGGAUGAUAAGCCACAUUUUCGUGGGCAAAUGGAUAUCCUAAGAAUAAGAUAUUUGUACCUGAAAAAUAUAUAUCUACAUAACCAUGUCUGUCGCGACUCACGGUACUAUCCGCGACUUUGCCCUCAGUUUUCCUUGCCCGUGGAACGCCCACUUAUGCUGCUUUAUAUUGAUAUCUGCAUUAAUUGUAUCUUGUUCGACGAUAACUACAUGCAUAAUUAAGAUUAAUGUUAUUGUAAGAUCAGAAGAUUAUAUUAUAGGAUUGUAUUACAAUAAAUAUUAUAUUAUAUUUA
Molecule: messenger RNA, 1700 nt
Organism: Bombus huntii
Lineage: Eukaryota; Metazoa; Arthropoda; Insecta; Hymenoptera; Apidae
Gene: dnk
Product: deoxynucleoside kinase
Exons: 5
Coding region: 236-1006 (256 amino acids)
Biological process (GO): nucleobase-containing compound metabolic process
Cellular component (GO): cytoplasm; mitochondrion
Molecular function (GO): deoxynucleoside kinase activity; ATP binding
Source: RefSeq, a predicted model, not a curated record